Parnassius apollo (apollo) is the source of this 1056-nucleotide messenger RNA. NCBI's taxonomy places the organism in Eukaryota, Metazoa, Arthropoda, Insecta, Lepidoptera, Papilionidae. The record is from the annotation of a GenBank genome assembly.
AUGAAACGUAAAUAUACACAAGGAUAUCGCGAUGAAUGGGAGCAAGAUCCCUCAUUUAAAAGUUGGUUAUGUAAAUCUAAGGUAAACACUACGAGUGCUCAUUGUAAAGCAUGCAACUGUGAAGUACUAAGUAGAGUGGCGUCUUUGAAAGAACACAUGGCCACAUCAAAGCAUAUAAAAAAUAUGAAAGGAUAUUCCGGCAUUUCUCAGAUUGAUACGAUUUUCAAAACAUCAACCAUUUCGGAAGAAGUAAAAAAAGCAGAAAUCAGCAUUGUAGCUGCCUUAGUUGAACAUAAUAAUACUUUUCGCGUAAUGGAUCAUUCAAUAGAUCCAAGUUCAAAAAUGCAUUUCCUUCCUAUACAAAACAUGUACCUGGGCACAAACGUAGCAAUGACAUUGGAAUCAUUAAAAGAUGAUUUUAGAAUGAGAUCUAAAAUUGAGGAAUUCCUUAACAGAUUUCAGUCAUUUUUGAUCGAGCUGAGUAACCAAUUUCUGCAAAGACUGCCUGUACAAGAUAACUUUUUGCAGGAUUUGUCAUUCAUCGAUCCCCAAAAAGCAGUGUAUGGUGAAUUUCGAACUCUGAUAGGAAUACUCAAAAGGUUUCCUAACAUAGUUGCAACCGAAAACAUGCAAAUUGUUGACAAUGAAUAUAGGGAAUUAAAAUUAGAUGUUUCCGUGUCUAAUUUAUUGUCAACUUCUAGUUUGACAUCUGAAACUUUUAUGGUGGAUAAAUUUUGGAGUGAAGUCAGCCAAAUCUGUGAUGCGAAUAGCAAACCAAAGUAUGGCAAUUUGUCCCGAUUUGUGAAGCAAAUGACGAUACUACCUUUGUCAAACGCCAAAGUAGAAAGAAUAUUUUCCGAUAUUAAUAGGAUUAAAAAUCAAGAUCGAAAUCGAUUUAAUAAUAAGAAUGUUGGAGCAAUAAUGCAUGGAAAAGAGGGGCUACGACAGUUGGAAGGAGGAUGUAGCAGAUUUGAUCCUGACAGAAGUAUUAUCAAGUUAAUGGACUCAAAACAGCUUUAUGACAAUGUUACCCAACAUAAAGAUGAAGAAUCUUAA